AUGCCCCCUCCCGAUCGCCGCAGCCGGCCGGGGGAUGGGGCGCAGGGGGUGCAGCCCGCCCCGAGCGCUGCGUCCCCCCGAAAUUAUCGCGCCCGGCCGAGGGGCUCACGGCGGAGAACCGCAGUGGCACAGCCGGCCGGAGGAGAGCGCUCGGACAUCCCAGGAGAGAGCUCGGACACCCCAGGACAGCGCUCGGACAUCCCAGGAGAGCGCUCGGACAUCCCAGGACAGCGCUCGGACACCCCAGGAGAGCGCUCGGACAUCCCAGGAGAGCGCUCGGACAUCCCAGGACAGCGCUCGGACACCCCAGGACAGAGCUCGGACAUCCCAGGACAGCGCUCGGACAUCCCAGGACAGAGCUCGGACAUCCCAGGACAGUGCUCGGACAUCCCAGGACAGAGCUCGGACACCCCAGGACAGCGCUCGGACAUCCCAGGACAGAGCUCGGACAUCCCAGGACAGCGCUCGGACACCCCAGGACCGCGCUCGGACCCUCCCCCGGCCCACUCUGCCCCUGCUGCCCCCAGCCAGAUCCCCCGCACCGCAUCUGCCUCCCCAGCAGCAUCCGCCCCCCAGUUUAUCUCCAGAUACGCUGCCCCGCACCCCCCACACGGAUUCAGGGCCAGCCCCGGUGGCCUCGGUGACCCCGACUCCCACCCCGGCCACCCUCGGAGUGCCCCCCCUCCAUCAAACCCCCCAGGGGGGUUACCAAACCCGUCCACCCCCCAGCACAACCUUGACAUUUAG
Molecule: messenger RNA, 747 nt
Organism: Vidua chalybeata
Lineage: Eukaryota; Metazoa; Chordata; Aves; Passeriformes; Viduidae
Product: proline-rich protein 2-like
Exons: 3
Coding region: 1-747 (248 amino acids)
Source: RefSeq, a predicted model, not a curated record